AUGGCUUCAAAGAGGAUUCAAAAAGAGUUGAAGGACUUGCAAAAGGAUCCACCUGCUUCUUGCAGUGUUGUUGAGGAAGACAUGUUCCAUUGGCAAGCAACCAUAAAGUGCCCAUGGAAAGCCCUUUUCCCGAUGGAGUAUUUCUUGUGUCCAUUAAUUUUCCACCGAAAUACCCUUUCAAGACACCAAAGGUUUCCUUCAGAACCAAGGUUUUCCACAUGCACCAAUGUUGGCUGCUAUUCAAGGAUAAGUGUCAUCGAUGGCAUUCAUGGUGAAGAUCCCAACAUGAUCUACUCGGUCAAGUCUGAUUAA
This is a messenger RNA of Lactuca virosa, 312 nucleotides long. NCBI's taxonomy places the organism in Eukaryota, Viridiplantae, Streptophyta, Magnoliopsida, Asterales, Asteraceae. The record is from the annotation of a GenBank genome assembly.